Clarias gariepinus (North African catfish) is the source of this 2171-nucleotide messenger RNA. It is a transcript of the gene mettl2a, whose product is annotated as methyltransferase 2A, methylcytidine. Bases 12 to 1076 code for a protein of 354 amino acids. Lineage: Eukaryota; Metazoa; Chordata; Actinopteri; Siluriformes; Clariidae. Gene Ontology annotation, molecular function: tRNA (cytidine-N3)-methyltransferase activity. The transcript has 9 exons. The record is from RefSeq and is a predicted model, not a curated record.
CAGAUGAGAACAUGACAGACUCUGCGAAUGGACCGACACCAGAGGCGGCGGACGGGCUCAAGCGGCCUCAGUUCGGUACCCGGUUUCUCACAGACCCGCGGGAAGUGUUUCAGCACAACGCCUGGGAUAAUGUGCAGUGGUCCGAAGAGCAGGAAAAUGCAGCCCGGAGAAAAGUGCAAGAAAACAGCGAGCCUCUUCCAACAGAGAAACAAGAAGAUUUUGAGAAUAGAGCUAAUGAGUACUGGAACGACUUCUACUCCAUCCACGAGAACCGCUUCUUCAAGGACCGCCACUGGCUCUUCACCGAGUUCCCCGAGCUCGGCCCGCAGUGUUCCCAGAGUUCAGGAGAAGGAACAGAUGAGGAUCUCGUCCAUAUUACAGCAAAGUUGGAACUAAAUGGCGAAGAGACGUUUGCAUCAGUAAAAAAAGAAGCAGCAGAGUUUCCUGGAGCCUCAGCCUCUUACCGCAUUCUUGAGGUAGGCUGUGGAGUUGGCAAUACAGUCUUCCCAAUUCUCAAGACAAACAAUGAUCCAGGCCUGUUUGUCUACUGUUGCGAUUUCUCCAGCACAGCUAUUGACCUCGUCAAGUCUAAUGCAGAGUACAACCCAUCCCGAUGUCACGCCUUCGUUCAAGACCUGAGUGAUGUCACGGCUGCUUAUCCAAUGCCAGAGCAGAGUCUCGAUGUCAUCGUUCUCAUAUUCGUCCUCUCCGCUCUCCACCCUGAAAAGAUGCAAAGCUGUAUUAGUAAGCUGGCCAGUUUGCUCAAACCCGGAGGUGUUCUGUUACUGCGGGACUAUGGUCGCUACGACAUGGCCCAACUUCGCUUCAAAAAGGGAAGAUGUUUAUCUGAAAAUUUCUAUGUCAGAGGUGACGGAACGCGAGUCUAUUUUUUUACUCAAGAAGAACUUCAUGAUCUGUUCUGUGGAGCAGGGUUAGAGAAGGUGCAAAACUUAGUCGACCGGAGGCUUCAGGUAAACAGGGGGAAACAGCUGACCAUGUACAGAGUCUGGGUACAGUGUAAAUACCGCAAAAGCAUGAAGCCUCUGCAACCUGCAGCUACAGACCAAGCAAAAUAGUACGGAAAUCUACAGCAAUAGAUUGGACACUAAGCGGAAGACUGGAUCUCUGAUGAUUGCAAAAUUAGAACCAUUAAAACUGAACAUGACAAACUGUUGUGACUGGAAGACAUCUGGUACCGACAGUAGCAGUAGAAGAAAACUUUAAAUCGUAUCAUCCUAUUACUCCCAACAUGAUCAUGUUUGAUAUGCUUUUAAAUGCUUUUAAAGGUUUAUAUUGUAAAAAAUAAAAUAUGGCAUCUUUUUGGUAAAUAGCAGUUUUUUGUUUUGAUUUUAUUUUAGUCUAAUUUCAGAAUAUAAAGUAUCUAUCAAAGCUACUAGCUCUAGGAAGGGUUCUGGUCGUCCCAAACAUCUUCCAUUUAAGGAUUAUGUGCUUUUAGAAACCUUAAGUGCAGAAGAAAUCUUUUGUAACUCUUUGCCUUGCCACAAUUCUGUUCCUUUGACCUCAUGGUUCUCAUUUGGUCUGACAUGCAUUGUGAGCUGUAAGGUGUUAUAUAGACAGGUGUGUGGCUUUCCUAAUCCAAUCCAAUCAGUAUUAUCAAACACAACUGGACUCAAAUGAUACAUCAAAACCAUCCAGAUAAAUUUUUUUCUCGUCCGAAAAUAAAAAUUUCUUCUAUAUUUUAAUGUCCUAUGUUUGGUGCUCCCUUGCAAUUUCCAAGUUUGUGGUGUGGAAGGAGAUGUGACUUUCGAAGUUGUUUUUUGUUCUUUAAGCCCUUCCACGUAAACGCUAUCUUAUGGUUAUUGGGCUGCAGUCAGCAUCAGUAAGAGCCUUAAUUUGAGUCAAUGAUCGCCCUGUGUCUUCACGGACAGCCCGUCAGAUCCCCCGGCUCAGUGCAGGUGACAUUUUUUUGGGUCUGCCACUUUUAAGAAAUUUAAAAUGACUGUUUUUAAUGAAUGUCUUACUGCGUCUAACGUCGGUAGCAAUGAUGCCCUUGCUUGUGCAGCUCAGCAAUCCUGCCACGUUCAGAAACAGAAAGCCUUUUUGCUUUUGCCAUCAGGAGAUCAUAACAGUGUUACUGUCUGAAGAACAAUGACAUUAAAGCCACAUUUUUUAUAUAUGCCUCAGCCUGUUUGAGUUUAAAGUUUUGUUUU